Molecule: messenger RNA, 510 nt
Organism: Cooperia oncophora
Lineage: Eukaryota; Metazoa; Nematoda; Chromadorea; Rhabditida; Trichostrongylidae
Source: the annotation of a GenBank genome assembly
AUGUUCCUUGCUGAUUUAGGUAUUCACAAAUCCGGAAUACAAGGAGAAUUUCUCACGCCUGAAAGCGCGACUGCUGCUAAGCUGAUCGUACAAGGAUUUUCUUUCCAUGGACAUGAAAUGAAAGCAUUUCUUGCGCAGAGAGUUAUUCUUCGGCCAUCUUCGUCAUUACUCUCUCCACCUCCUCUUGAGAAGCAAUUCCUCAUCUCACCUCCGUGUUCUCCACCAGUUGGCUGGUCUCAAACAAAGGAAAUGGCACCAGUUAUUUGUAAUUUCGAUCUGAUGGCACGACUAGCAUCCUUUGCACUUGAGGACAAAGAGGGGAAAGUGAUUUCCUUCGUAAGUCAGUUCAAAAUGCUACUGACCAUCCUUACUGUUUUCACAAAUCCGGAAUACAAGGAGAAUUUCUGUCAGUUGUUCACGCAAAUCGAGGAGAAUAUUCAUUUCGAUUUUCUGAAAAGCUUUCGACGCGUCCGAGUUAUUUUUAGGCAAGUUCCUUGUCUCAUAGUUUGA